AUGAGGUUAACUGAUGUUUCAGGGACUCCAUAUUGGAUGGCACCAGAGGUUAUACAUGACCCGGAUACAGGUUAUAGUUUCCAGGCUGAUAUAUGGUGUUUUGGUAUUACUGCAGUGCAAUUAGCCCACGGCCGACCUCCUUUCUCUCGCCUUCCUCCUUCAAAGUCUUUGAUCAUGAAGAUAAAAAAGAGGUUUGGGUUGUCUGACUAUCAUGAAGAGAAGCACAAGAAAGAUUUCAAGAAAAAGAAGUUCUCUAAAGAUUUUACAGAUAUGGUUGCUUCUUGUCUUGAUCAAGACCAUUCAAAGAGACCUUAUCCUGAUCGGCUGUUAGAGUAUUCUUUCUUCAAGAACUGUAAAGGAUUAGACUUUUUGUUCAAAAAGGUUUUCGAUGCCUUGCCUAAUGUUGAAGAAACAUUCAAAGAAACCAAAGGUUUACACGAGGGGACAUCAGGGCAGAUUACUGGUGGUGUUGAUGUUGAAGAAGGAGAGGUUAAUGACUCAGUGGGUCCAAGUGUGGAGACUAGAAGGAUCGGUAGCUGGAAAUUUAAUGAGGGUGAAUUCGAGCUUGACCCAGAAUUCCUUACUGAGUCAAAAGAUGAUGCAGUUGUGAAAAUGGUUCGUUUUGGAGAUGAAACCAUCAUUCCGGACACGAGCAUUGGGUUCAGUGAAUCGUCAGGCGGGCCAGGUGACUUAGAAGGUUUAGUGGGAGAUCACACCGGUGCAAACACGAGUGGAAUAGAAGGAAUUGUUGAGGGCUUUAAUAAAGAGACCGUGCUAGAGGGUUUAGUGGGAGAUCAUACUGGUGCAAACACAAGUGCAAUAGAAGGAAUUGUUGACGGCUUUAAUCGAGAGACAGCGUUAGAGGGUUUAGUGGCAUUAAAGAGGAGUUCCGAUGAGCAGAUAAGGCAAGUAGCCAGCGUGAUUGUUCAGUUAGGAGGGGAGGCUGAUGGAGAGGAACAAAUGGUGCAAAGGAUUGAGAAUCUGAUGGAGGAGUUGGAUCUUGAGAAGGAAAAGAACUUUCAGUUAGAGAAGGAAUUGGAAAAUAUCUGUACUGUGAUUUCUGGUUCAUAUAAUGAUUCUUCUGCUGCUGCUGAUAUUGACUGA
Molecule: messenger RNA, 1104 nt
Organism: Dovyalis caffra
Lineage: Eukaryota; Viridiplantae; Streptophyta; Magnoliopsida; Malpighiales; Salicaceae
Source: the annotation of a GenBank genome assembly